GUGCUUGCCCCUCCCUAUGGGAGACCUUUCACCCCUCCUUUUAAUUGCAUCUGGAAAGGGGAGGGAUGAACAGCCUCCUUUACUUACAAUGCCCUUGCAAGAAGAGCAGUUGCCUGGAUGACAGACGGAGGGAGAAAGCUGUCAGAGUAGGUGAGCCCUGGAUGUUGCAGAAAGUGGUCCUUUGGAUGCUCCAUCACAGGGGAGACUCUGCCUUCUUGCAAACUCUCCAAAACUCUACCAUUGACCUCCUGCUCCCACUGGCUUUGGUUUGGCUCCUGGCAGAUCAGUCUUCUUCAGUUGCGGAAGUAAAGCUCCUCCAGAAAGAUGGCUCACAACUCACAAGUCAAUAUCACAUUGACGGAGUCCAGUACGAAUGGUGUCCCAAGUAGGAAGCUGUCUACCUGGAGCUCAUCAAGGGCCACCACCAUUACCUUUCACAACAUCUACUACAGAGUGAAGCUGAAGACUGGGUUUUUUGGUUGUCGAAAAAUAGUUGAGAAGGACAUUCUGAGGGAUAUCAAUGGCAUCAUGAGGCCUGGACUGAAUGCAAUUCUGGGGCCAACUGGCAGUGGCAAAUCUUCACUUCUGGAUAUUUUAGCUGCAAGGAAAGAUCCUCAUGGCUUGAGUGGAGAUGUUCUCAUUAACGGUGCUCCUCAACCUGCCAAUUUCAAGUGCAUGUCUGGAUAUGUAGUACAGGACGAUGUGGUGAUGGGGACCUUGACUGUGAGAGAGAACCUUCAAUUUUCUGCAGCCCUCCGACUACCAAAGACUUUGAGGCAGCGAGAAAAGAAUGAAAGGAUAGACCAGAUCCUCAAUGACCUGGGCUUGACCAAAGUGGCAGAUUCAAAGGUUGGAACCCAGUUCAUUCGUGGCGUGUCAGGAGGAGAAAGGAAAAGAACUAAUAUUGGAAUGGAGCUCAUAACUGACCCUGCAGUCUUGUUCUUAGAUGAGCCAACCACUGGAUUGGAUGCCAGCACAGCCAAUGCAGUACUCUUGCUCCUGAAAAAGAUGGCAAGGCAGGGGAAAACAAUAAUCUUUUCCAUCCAUCAGCCUCGCUACUCCAUCUUCAGACUAUUUGAUAAAUUGACCUUAUUGGCUGCAGGAAGAAUGCUGUAUCAUGGACCUGCUCAAAAUGCCAUAGAUUAUUUCAAGUCCAUUGGUUAUGAAUGUGAACCAUACAACAAUCCCACUGAUUUCUUUCUGGAUGUCAUUAAUGGAGACUCAACAGCUGUGACUUCGAACAAGACUGAGGAAAUUGAUAUAGACAACAUUGAUGAGCACAUGGAUCGUGAUAAGACAUUGGCAGAGAAAUUAGCAGAGAUGUAUGCCAAUUCUGAUUACUACCAAGAAACCAAAGCCGAGCUGGAAAAGCUAUCUUUCUCACCUAAGAAAAGAGAGACCACUUUCCAACAGAUCACUUAUUCCACAUCUUUCUGCCACCAGCUCAAGUGGGUCUCAAAACGGACAUUCAAAAAUUUGCUAGGCAACCCGCAAGCCUCUAUAGCACAGUUGUGUGUUACUGUUUUCCUGGGACUGGUUGUAGGUGCCAUAUUCUUUGGUGCGAAAAAUGACGCAAGUGGCAUGCAGAACAGAGUUGGUGCCAUGUUCUUUAUGACUACCAAUCAAUGCUUCAGCAGCAUCUCUGCUAUUGAACUGUUUAUUGUGGAAAAGAAGAUAUUUAUACAUGAAUAUAUCAGUGGAUACUACAGAAUUUCUGCAUUUUACUUUGCAAAGCUAAUGGCUGAUUUAUUACCCAUGAGAACUUUACCAAGCAUCAUCUUCACAUGCAUUAUUUAUUUCAUGAUAGGUUUUAAACGAACAGCAGCAGCCUUCUUUAUAAUGAUGCUUACCUUGACGAUGGUAUCCUUCACAGCUACUUCAAUGGCACUUGCUAUUGCCACAGGACAAAGUGUGGUGUCUGUGGCCAAUCUACUCAUUACCAUUGCCUUUGUUUUCAUGAUUAUUUUUUCCGGGUUGUUGGUAAAUCUCACCACUAUCAUGAAUUGGCUUUCGUGGCUCAAGUACUUCAGCAUUCCUCGCUAUGGCAUGACAGCACUGCAGAUUAAUGAAUUCGUUGGCCUAGAUUUCUGCGGCUUAAGUGUCAAUUUGACGAAUCCUAACUGUACAGAUGUUAGCACACUUCAAAUGUGCACUGGAGAUCAGUACCUCAAAAACCAAGGGAUUGAUGCAACUCCUUGGGGUCUAUGGCAGAACCAUGUUGCACUGGCAUGCAUGACUGUCAUUUUCCUCAUAAUUGCAUAUUUGAAGUUGGUUUUUAUGAAAAAGUUAUCUUAAACAUGUAGACAGGUCUGUGAUCCAGACUUGCCUGGCGCGUCUUCAGUUGGCAAGCUGCAGUAGUCUUCCCCAACCUGGUUCACUUCAGACUGUUGGACUAUAACUCCCAUCAUCCCCAGCCUACAGGACAGUUAAAAUAUGCACAUGGCACACCAAGUUGGUAGAAGACUGGGCUAAAAGAUGGACUAUUAUAUUGUCAACUGAUUUCUUCUUGUUUUAUUUCUUGAAUGAACACAUCAUGAACAUAAUAACAGCACUACUGUACAAAAGAUUAGCCUUUAUAGUUCUGAUUUUCUCAUUUGUUAUAUCGACAUACCUAUUACUGGCACAUAUUACUCCAAGCAAUCAGAACUCUGGAAAUCACUAAUUGUUCUCAAUAACUAGCAUAAACCAAUCUAGACUUUGCAAGCUUUAUAGACCAAUGUAAGUGAGAGUUAUAUUUAAUUCUCCUAUUGAAAUAUAGGGGAAAUCAAAUGCUUAAAUCUAGCUAGGGCUCUUUCACAUUACACAGUUACAGUAAUAAGAUUCCAUUUUAACUGGCACAACAACAUAUGGAAUGUUGCUAUUUAUGGAGGAGAAUUAUAGUUCUCAGUGAGAGAGUUGUAGUGCCUCACAAAUCUACAAAUCCCAGGGUUACAUAGGAUGGACCCAUUGCCAUUAAAGUGCCAUCAUCAUGUUACAGCUCUGUCAUCUGAAAGAGCCCCUGGCUGGAUAUAAUUUGUAAAAAAAAAGGUGCCUUUGAGAAGCUUGUUUCACACUUUGAGAGGUAGUAUAGGCAUUGUCCCAAACAGCUACAGUUCUAGGAGCAAGAAACCUGUGGAUGUUGAAAACUGAUCCAUUUUUUGUCAUAGCAUUGUACUACUACUUUGGAAAGUAUUUUUGGAAUGUUCAGAGAACUUGUUGCACAAAUUUAGGUGUUCAGUAAAUACAGUACAUGGAGGAAGCAGGACUGUACUUGCUGGGGGCCUGUGCCCAGCAUCAUACCUUCUGCUCACUCCCUAUCUUUGCGUCCAUGUGUCUGGCAUGAUAAGGGAAAAGGAGAACCUGCAGGACUACAGCAACUUGGAGAAUGGCUCCCCUUCUAGUUCAAAAUCAUAACUAACAAGUUGAUAUGUAUGGAUGGGGCUUUCUAAACAUAGCAUGUGUCUGCAUCAGCGUCAACUCAUUUGAACAUCCCUGUGUGAUCAGCUAAUGGUGUUAACCUAUCAGCAAACAUAUACAAUUUAAUAAUAAUGCGGCUAACUACAUUUAAUAUAAUAAUGGGCAUUUUUAAUUCUUGUCUAACACAGAAGGCUGUUGGAGGGAAUGAUUGUAUGUAAAGAAUCAGGGGAGGGAAUGAGCCAUCAUUUCAUUUCUUCCACCCAUGGCUUCACACUCCAAUGUAUUACCACAUAUCAAAUGAAGGCUGUUAUUUCACUGCACCUUUGUAUUUUAUGCAGUAUGUUAUUCCCUACUCCACUAUAGAAGCCAGUCAAUAAAUUAGCAUACCUCAAGUUUAAUUUUAAAAAAAUGUUUAUGUUCCUCAUAUUAUUGUCAUUGAAUGAAGAGUAUAGUAUAUAAAUUAUAACCAAAUAGUUGAUGGAUUGCUGCUUAUUAUACUUGAUGUAAAUAAUCAUCUUUUUUGAAAUCCAAUCAAUUACAAACAGUAUUAUUAAUUCUUCAGGGUUUUUUUUUUAAUUUAAAGAACAAGAAUGCCUUUCUAUCAUGUAGACUCUUUGUCCCAUUUUGAACCAAAUAUAGGAUGAUUAAGAUUGUAUUUCUACCUCCACUCCUAUGUCUUAAACUUUGGCUGCAUCUGCACUGCAGAAAUAAUCCAGUUUGACACCACUUUAACUGCCAUGGCUCAGUGCUAUAGAAUUUUGAGAAUUGUAGUUGGUUGUGGUGGAGCUCCCAGUUCCCAGAAUUCCAUAGCACUGAGCCAUGGCAGUUAAAAGUAGUGUCAAACCAGAUUAUUUCUGCAGUGUGGAUGCAGCCUAUGACCUCAAGAUUUCAAACUCCACAGUUGAGCAAUAUCCUUUUUCGGACUAACCAAUUUAUCUGCAAAUGGCAAACGAUUUGGAGUUUUCCAGCACUCCUAGAGAGAGA
Messenger RNA from Sceloporus undulatus (fence lizard), 4380 nucleotides. Its product is annotated as broad substrate specificity ATP-binding cassette transporter ABCG2-like. NCBI's taxonomy places the organism in Eukaryota, Metazoa, Chordata, Lepidosauria, Squamata, Phrynosomatidae. The coding region runs from base 325 to 2295 and encodes 656 amino acids. Gene Ontology annotation, molecular function: ABC-type transporter activity; ATP binding; ATP hydrolysis activity. Gene Ontology annotation, cellular component: plasma membrane. The transcript has 16 exons. The record is from RefSeq and is a predicted model, not a curated record.